AUGGGCCAAGGCUCAAAAUGGAACUCGAAACCCCCUGCUAACGACAAGGCGGCCGCACCCCGCACAGCGACAGCAUCGUCGUUGAAGAGUGCAUCCACUAGUCAUCGAUCUUCGGCCGCCAUAUCGGGAAGGAGACAGACAUCUCUUCGCAAACGAGAUCAGGACCGCAGCUUCCGCCUCAGAGCAAAAGCGCUCGUCGAACAUCUCCAAAGCACGAUCCGUGAUAUCAGUGGACCUUCUGCCAAAUCCUCCUCAGCCUCUCUAGCUCAAAGUGAUGCAGCUGUCUCAAAAGCUCUGUCUCAUUUCGAAGCCGAGAUGAAGGCGCUGCGUGUCAUGGUCAAGUCCAAGGAUGUCCUCGUUGAUCCUGACAACGCCUGGAAGUCAGCUUCCCGCAUCAAAACUCCCUGCAACGCUGCAAUUCGGCUAUGCUUGCAGACCGGAAAGUACGAGCGCGCCUUCAAGCUGCUAAACCAGAUGAAAAAGGACGGCAUCUUUCCCAACGCAGCCACUUACAACGUCAUCAUCAACGGCCUCACACGCGCGCUCGUUGUCCAGACACACUCGGCGUCGGCAUCGUCGCAACGCCACACGCAAGACUUGCUCGAACGCAAAGAAGUACAGCGUAUUCGCGACGUGUACCAAGACCUCGAGAAGCUGUGGAAGCAGGCUUUUCCGCGCUACUUCCAUCGCACGGGAGCACCAUCUCCCAAAGAGGCGCUCGUUCUCGACAAGGACGACUUCCACACUUUGACCGAACAAGCCCGUCGCAAUCUUGUCUCGCAACAGGCCAGCAUUCAUGAAGCACGUGAAUUCCCCAAAGUUCUUACCAAUGCCCUCGGCGCCUAUGCUAACUUCCUACGCUACGUCGAUGCGAAGGAGGAGCUAGGCAGGCUCUUUGAUCGGCUCUUCCCCACAGCGCUGCUUGACAGCAUGGCAAAAGGUCUGGCACCUGAUGCCUCUCCACAAGACAAGCUUGAAUCGAUCAAUCGCAAGCUGUCCGAAUGGCUGCCUUUGGGUGACAAGACCACCUUCUCUGUCUUCUUGAUGGCUGUCAACGAGACCCCGGGAACCGAUCGCCUUGCCAUGGUGACGCGCAUUUGGACUCGACUGGCAACAUUGCUGGACCUCGAGCGCCAUGAGCUUCUCUCUGCGUCUUCGUUUGUUGACAAGAAGCGCAAAUCCGAUUCAAAGCGUGCUCGUGCUUCUGAUGGCGCACAUAUCGAGUCAGAUGCGCUCAGAUUCGUUCCCGACGAUCAAUUCAUGGUAGACCUCUUGAACCGUCUCAAGAUUCUGCCGGACGCGGACGCAGCCCUCGAACUUGGUCUCGGUCUCUCUGUUCUAUCCAAGGUCUAUGGCCUCGACCUCGAAGCGAGCGCUGAGAACAUCGUCAGAGAUCCGCAAAUGUCGGAACCGGUCGAAGCAUUUGGGCCCGAGCACUACCUCCGAAAGGACGUCAACGCCAUGGAUCGAGUCAGCGCACCUGUUGCCCAGCUGCGUGACCCCAACGUGACCUCGUGCAUCUUCCGUCUGCUUCUCAACGCUGGCGCCUGGGAGAUGUACAUUGCGCUCUUCAACUACCUCUGGGCCCGAAACCACGCCGAGCAGAUCAGCGCUGGUCUGCAGACUGACAACGUCACCGCCAUGCUGUCGGACACAGCUGUGUUUGGAAGCACGUUACGACCCGCUUUGGCCAUGCGAGUUCUCUGGUAUCUCGCCAAAAUUGGAGAUCCGGCGGGAGCACGGGUCAUGAUUGAGGCGAUGAAACGUGCAGCAGAAGGUGCAUCUAUGCGGCGCUUCGAGACACAAGAAGAGGGCGACAAGCGAGGCUCCCGUCGUUCUGCAAAGCCGCAGGAAGACCAGUCGGAACGUCACUCAUCGGCGCUUGAAUGGAAGCCAGCCGACAUCUGCUACGCCCGUGCAUUGCGGGCCAAUCUGACGGCCGCGAUCAAAGGGCCGCAGGGUCUCACUGCCGCAAAGUUCAAGAGUGGUGACGGCGGGCAAGGCUCGUCGCCUGAUAGCGCCGAGUUCGCCAAUCUCGGAACAUAUGACGUGUGGACCGAGGCAAAGUCGCUCUUCGCAGAGUGGAGCGAUCUCAGAGACGCGGGCAAUAGCAGCAGCAACCGUAGCACGCGACGAGACAAGCAUGACGACCUCUCACGUGUCCAUGCGGACACUAUGCGGUCUCUAUUGCUGCACAUCGCUCGAGUCUGCGCAUCGCAGCAGGGUGACCAGGGGGCCGAGGUAGCGAGGGAAGCUCUCCGCAUCCUCCACGAGCGCGUGGGUCUCGAACAGCUGGUGGAAGAAACAAAGCAAUUAGAAAAAGAUGCUGCCCCCUCGACCCGGUCCAACUCGAGCAAGGAAGCCACCGCUGUACGCUUCAGCUCGUACACUCCGGCCUACCUGUCCAAGGUCAUCGCCCUGGCACUCGAUACCUCUGACCAGUCGUUUGCGCCAAAAGCUGAAGUGGAGCUGUGGAAGCAGGUCAAGAAGACGAUCCCCGCUGCCAGCGCCUCGGACGAAACCGAAGCGAGGCCCGCUGAGAGGCAGAGGUCCCGCGACGUGCGUGGUCGGCAUGCAGGGGGUAACCGACUGCUGUUGUCGAAAGAUGACUAUCUGGAGCUGGAAGCAGAAGGGGAAGAGGACGGGGAGGAACUCGAGCUGGCAGAGGAAAGUUCUGGCCGCAGGCGUGGUGAUGGAUCGUACAGGAUGCAACGGAGAUCGCGUCACGUUGAGCAGGAGAUCGAGCGGUGGGUGCGCGGCGCUUCUGUAUGA
Messenger RNA from Sporisorium graminicola, 2772 nucleotides. RefSeq lists its product as uncharacterized. Bases 1 to 2772 code for a protein of 923 amino acids. Gene Ontology annotation, molecular function: protein binding. NCBI's taxonomy places the organism in Eukaryota, Fungi, Basidiomycota, Ustilaginomycetes, Ustilaginales, Ustilaginaceae. The transcript has a single exon. The record is from RefSeq and is a predicted model, not a curated record.